AUGGCUUUCUGGGGACGGGGACCGAGGGCGCUCACUUUGGACCGCCAAGGUGUAGACGUAGGGAUUCUGCAUGGACUGUUCCAGAGCCUUGACUCAGCUUUUAUUGCUUUUACAGAUCCACCUCCGACCCUUAAGCCAGAGACCCAGCCACCAGAGAAACGCCGGAGAACAAUUGAGGAUUUCAACAAAUUCUGUAGUUUUGUCUUGGCCUAUGCUGGUUACAUCCCCCCCAGCAAAGAGGAAAGUGAUUGGCCAGCCUCUGGCUCCAGCUCUCCGUUGCGAGGUGAGAGUGCAGCAGACAGUGAUGGCUGGGACUCAGCCCCCUCAGAUCUCCGAACAAUCCAGACCUUUGUCAAGAAAGCAAAGUCCUCCAAGAGAAGGGCUGCUCAAUCAGGCCCCACCCAGCCAGGACCACCAAGGUCUACUUUCUCUCGCCUGCAGGCCCCAGACAGCGCCACCUUGCUUGAGAAGAUGAAGCUCAAGGACUCUCUCUUUGAUUUGGAUAGCCCGAAAGUGGCAUCUCCCCUGUCCCCUACAUCCCUGACACAUACUUCCCGGGCCCCUGCCGCUCUCACCCCACUGCCCCUUUCCCAGGGGGACCUCCCCCAGCCGCCUCGAAAGAAGGACCGAAAGAACCGAAAGCUGGGGCCUGGAGGCGGGGCUGGCUUUGGGGUACUUCGGAGGGCACGGCCAGCCCCUGGUGAUGGGGAAAAAAGGUCUCGAAUCAAGAAGAGCAAGAAACGGAAGUUGAAAAAGGCAGAGCGGGGGGAUAGGCUCCCACCUCCUGGACCUCCCCGGGCCCCCCCCAGUGAUACAGACUCUGAAGAGGAGGAGGAGGAGGAAGAGGAGGAGGAGGAGGAGGAGGAAGAGAUGUCAACAGUGGUAGGGGGUGAAACCCCAGCCCCUGUGCUCCCUGCGCCCCCUGAGGCUCCUAGGCCACCUGCCACGGGAACCCCUGAAGGAGCCCCAUCCACUGACAAUGAAAACAAAGAGGGGGGCAGCACUGAAACAAGCCAAGAUGGAGACGCCAGCUCUAGUGAAGGCGAGAUGCGGGUCAUGGAUGAGGACAUCAUGGUGGAAUCAGGUGAUGAUUCGUGGGACCUGAUCACGUGUUACUGCCGCAAGCCCUUUGCAGGGCGGCCCAUGAUCGAGUGCAGCCUGUGUGGGACAUGGAUCCACCUCUCUUGUGCUAAGAUUAAGAAGACCAAUGUCCCUGAUUUCUUUUACUGCCAGAAAUGCAAGGAACUUCGACCAGAGGCCCGGCGAUUAGGAGGCCCUCCCAAACCGGGAGAGCCUUGACCUCACCAACUCCAGACUGGAACCUCCAAUUGACAACAUGACUGGGGAACUGAGCCUCAGGGGACAUGGUCCCAUUCGAGGCAGGAAUUCCCACGGGAGACUUGCUUGGAGAAAUGUGUGUCAUGUUCCCAUUCUCCCCACCCCCACCCUCCAACCUCUGGACUUUAUCUUGGACCCACUGCAGUUGGGGGUGAGAGGCUGUCUGGGUCUCAGACACAAUUCCUGCCCCUCGGACCUGCCUGCCACCUCUCACCUUCUGGGUCAGGGUUGGAUUUGGGAUGGAAUUUUACAGAGUCUAUAAAACUCUAGUGUAAAUAUAGCACUCCCCUCCCUCAUUUCUUCUCACUCAUUUAUUUUCUUAUACAUCAGUUGCAUUUUUAAUUUUGGACUUCCCCUUUUGGGCAUGGCAGCUCAGAAAUGAAGUAGCACAGCCUGGUUGAGGGAGGAAGGGAAGCAGAAAGGUGGUGUUUCUUUUCUCAUUUUAUGGGCUGUUUGUCCGGACGGCCUGUGUGUUGUAAAUAAAGCAGAGUGGGCUCUUUGUGUUUAUA
This is a messenger RNA of Echinops telfairi (small Madagascar hedgehog), 1847 nucleotides long. It is a transcript of the gene PHF23, whose product is annotated as PHD finger protein 23. Lineage: Eukaryota; Metazoa; Chordata; Mammalia; Afrosoricida; Tenrecidae. The transcript has 5 exons. The record is from RefSeq and is a predicted model, not a curated record. The coding region runs from base 1 to 1299 and encodes 432 amino acids. Gene Ontology annotation, biological process: negative regulation of autophagosome assembly; negative regulation of autophagosome maturation; positive regulation of protein ubiquitination.